AUGUUCUGGUGGUGGGAUGCUGAGUAUUGGCUGCCACGUGGCGUCUCUUGGGCAGAUAUGUACAACAAAACGACGGAACCGGGUUUUAUGUAUCCACACUACUCACACUUAUGGAUGACAGUUCUUACCGGUAUUUCACUUAUUAUCUAUCGCCUCGUCUUUGAAAACUACGUCUUCGUUCCACUUGCCUAUUUUCUCAGCAGAAAAAAUCCACCAGAGACUCGACAAGGAGUACUUGAUCGUGAGAAGAAGUACACUCGAAUGGCGGAAUGUGCAAUGCGAGCUCUCUACUACACACUAUCCUUCUGCUCCGGAUUGUACCUUGUGUCCAACGAGUCGCACUUCUAUGACAUCACAGAAUGCUGGAGGAAAUGGCCGUUCCACCCGAUCCCAACCACCAUCGCAUGGUAUUAUUGGAUUCAGGGAGGAUUCUACAUCUCGCUCGUCUUUGGAAUCCUCUUCCUCGAUGCUAAACGAAGUGACUUCUGGCAAAUGCUUGUCCACCAUUUCAUCACUUUGGCACUGGUUGGAAUCUCAUGGAUCAUGAACAUGUCCCGCGUGGGUACUCUUAUCUUGGUCAGCCACGACGCUGUUGAUAUCUUAAUCGAUGUCGGGAAAAUUUUGCGUUACGAGCAACUCGACACCGCCUUGGCUAUCUGCUUUGCCGGAGUUCUCAUCGUAUGGGUUGCCACUCGCCUCGUCUACUACCCAUUCUGGAUCAUUCGAUCGGUUUGGUUCGACGCCCCGGCUUUGAUUCAGGACGAUUAUGAGUGGUUGAACUUCAGCCAGCAACCACAGGCUCCACGAUUCAUCAUGUUCCUUUUGACGGCUCUUCUAGUUCUUCACAUCUUCUGGGCUUAUAUUCUCUUCAAGAUCGCAUACGACACUGUCAAAUACGGAGUGGUCGACGACGUCCGUGAAGACUUCGACGAGAACUCUGCUGUGAACCGUGAGAAAGCCAAGAAUCAAGAAAAGAGCAAGGAUGAUUAG
Messenger RNA from Caenorhabditis briggsae, 990 nucleotides. It is a transcript of the gene Cbr-hyl-2, whose product is annotated as Protein CBR-HYL-2. The transcript has 7 exons. The record is from RefSeq and is a predicted model, not a curated record. Gene Ontology annotation, cellular component: membrane. Gene Ontology annotation, molecular function: sphingosine N-acyltransferase activity. Bases 1 to 990 code for a protein of 329 amino acids. Gene Ontology annotation, biological process: ceramide biosynthetic process. NCBI's taxonomy places the organism in Eukaryota, Metazoa, Nematoda, Chromadorea, Rhabditida, Rhabditidae.